AUGAAAAUACGAGCAUUGAAAUUAUCGAGUGAUAUAGAUCAUGUAUUGGAUAGAGUUUUAGAAGUCAAUGAUUCAAAUCAAAUCAAUAACCUAGUAAUGUUCAAUCUAAUUGGGAACAUAAAUUCCAGAAUAACAAAUUUAAAAGAUUUAACAAAACUAAAUAAACUAUAUUUAAAUGAUAAUGAAAUUUUGAAAAUUGUGAACAUUUGUAACUUCAUAUUACUGAAGGAAUUAGAUUUACAAUCGAACCAAAUACAAAAUACUGAAAAUUUAAAUAAUGUAGAUAAUUUGGAAUUGCUAAAUAUCUUAUAUAACCAAAUUUCUAAACUUAAAGACUUAUUUGAAUCAACAAAUUUGAAAAAACUAGAUUUAGUGAUAAAUUGUAUUGAAAAGAUAGGCGGAUGCAAAAACUUUAUCAAAAUUGAAUAA
Molecule: messenger RNA, 429 nt
Organism: Ascoidea rubescens DSM 1968
Lineage: Eukaryota; Fungi; Ascomycota; Saccharomycetes; Ascoideales; Ascoideaceae
Exons: 1
Coding region: 1-429 (142 amino acids)
Molecular function (GO): protein binding
Source: RefSeq, a predicted model, not a curated record